Molecule: messenger RNA, 6102 nt
Organism: Paramormyrops kingsleyae
Lineage: Eukaryota; Metazoa; Chordata; Actinopteri; Osteoglossiformes; Mormyridae
Gene: rftn1b
Product: raftlin, lipid raft linker 1b
Source: RefSeq, a predicted model, not a curated record
GGUCUUAGAGCACCGGCAGAGGGGAGGUGGGGAGCAGAGGGGAGAGAGAGAGAAAGAGAGAGAGCGAGAGAGAGCGAGAGAGAGAGCGAGAGAGAGAGAGAGGAGGCAGAGAUGUCAGAAGAUGUGGUUUCCCUGAGCUUCAGCGAGCGUCCCCGAUGCACACUUUGAGGAAGACAGGAGGCGAAGCAGCACGCUGCACGCUGCACGCCGCUCACACAGGCUGCCUGGCUGCGACGGGGCGGGGGGGGCCAGGCCAACACAGCGAGACAAGCCGAUCUGCCUGGGGGGGUACACACUUUACUGCCGCAGGGUCGUCUUCACUUUCAAAGCCUGCAGCCGCAAAAGCCCCUUCGUCUGCUUGGAUCUGGGGGGGUGGGGGGGAGCGUGGAUGGUCUGCAUGGACUGAGGCAACACCACCCUCCUGGAGAUGAGUGGAGACUUCACAGCUGCCUGUCGCUGAUCUCUGAGACAAACCUGUAGUCGGCGAUCUUCUAAGCAGGUGGCCGAUAGACGAAGAAGAGAUGGGCUGCAAGCUGCCCAAGCUGAAGCGGACUGAGGAUAGCAGCCCAGGAAAGAUUUAUUCCACCCUCAAGCGACCGCAGGUGGAGACCAAAGUGGGGGUGGUCUACACCUACCGCUUCCUGGACUUUAUUCUGGGGAAAGACGAUGGCACGUCUAUGCUGUGCAUUUCCUCGGUACGGGAGCUGCCAGCCCAGAUGCUCGACCUGUACCAGCAGGGCUUCGUCUUGGCAGCAGUGCACCCCUUCAUCCACCCGUGUGGCACCAAGCCAGGCAGCGAGCAGAGGCUGUUAUACCGGGCGGUCCUGAUCCGGCUCUCCGACAGUGGGGAGAAGCCAGAGACGAAGUAUGACAAUGGCCUGGAGAUGGAGACAUGCCUGUCAGCCGACCAGGCCCCCAACGCCGAGCUGAUACAGGGGUAUCUGAAAAAGAUCCAGGAUUCCGCAGAACAAGGAAUUACAUUUGUGGGGUUCGUCCAGCAGCCCAGCAGGGCUUUUAUAGUCCACGCCCAUGAUGACCCAGACGAAGUGUCUUUGUCCCUCCAUUCAAGUCCCAGCUCAGUCCAAGGGGAAAAGCUCCACCAAAACCAGGAAAACAAAGAGCAGAAUCUGUCCGAAGAGCAACACCAUCAAGUCGAGAUUGGAGCAAAGACCAGAGACAUCACCUGUGAGUUUGUAGAGCUGGUCCUGGAUGAGGCCAAGAGCCAUAAUGCGGAUAGUGAGAGCGCUGAAGACAGAGUGGAAGGAGCCCCAGAGAGUCCAGCAUCCUCUACUCUCAACACCGUCCGACGAGAAAACGAUGAAUUAUCGGAUGUCAGGAGCAAUGACACGCUGAAGGACAACAACAAUAAGGCAAAAGGCCAGAAAGCAACUAAGGAACAUCAGAACUAUCAAACAUCCUUCAGAAAUGGGGUGGAGCUCUUCGCCUUGUUUAACCAUCCCAAGAUGGGCAAAGGCCUGCUGAAGUACUACACGGUGAAGGUCCCCCUGCGGGUCCAGUGCCAGGAUGAGAGCAUCGUCUCCGUGGAGGCAAACUGGCUGGAUCACAUGACCCAGCACUUUCACAGCGGUGCCUUGUUGAUUGACGGCUACUUCCACCUGGGGAGCGAAAAUGGCAUAGCCUGGGCAAAAUACCUCACUACGUCCCAGAAAUACAGCAAUGUGUCCCCUACGUCCGUGGAGAGCAUCUUCAUCUUCCAGGAGGGGCAGGAGGUAGAAUCCAAUACGGCAACAGCGUAUGAUGCCAUAGUGGUGGAGCAGUGGACUGUUAUCGAUGGUGUGGGAGUGAAGACUGAUUAUAUCCCGCUACUCCAGUCUCUAGCGACAUAUGGAUGGAGGCUUACCUGUGUCCUCCCAACACCAGUUGUCAAGACUAACAGCGACGGGAGUCUGGCCACCAAGCAGAUCGUUUUCCUCCAGAGGCCUGCCUUGCCACGCAAGAAGAAAGAAUCCAAGAAACUGAAUUUCAAAACCAGGAACAAGUCAAAUAAGAACUCUGUCAAAGAUGCUCCGAAUGACAAAGGCAGGAAAAGCGAGUCCCCAGGAGGGGAGAAAGAGACAGAAGCAAAGAUGUCGGAGGAAGGGGAGAAGGUGUCAAAGGCAGAGAUGGAAGCUGUGGUGAGAAGGAAUGAUGAGAACAGGCAGAGUGAGGGAUUAUGCCUGGAGAGAGAGAAAGAAGAGAGGAAAGUUGAGCCGGCGGCUGAAGAUGGGAUUAGUGAGAAUGGGGAGAUGGUGAAGACUGAGGAAGAUAGAGAAGGAGAAGGGAUGGUGGAGACUGAAGUCGAUGAAGAGGGUGAAGUAGAAAACCUAGAGGAGAAGAAGGAUGAGACCCAGGCAAAUACUGAAAACAAAAACAUGGGAAGGAGAGAGGAGGCUGGAGAAGAAAGGGAAUGUCUGGCUGAAGAGGGACCCGAAAAGAAUUUAGCUCUGCGAGUCAUGAAGGGAGAGGCAGGCAAAGAGGAAGACAGGGCCGCAGCAUCUAAUAACAGCGAUGUGGGACAGUCAGAGCAGUGCAAGCGAGACUCCCAUGUUGAGAUCCAGGUUUCGGUGGAGUCGGGGCUCACACAGGAGACCUUGGGAUUCCCCUCCUCUCCAGACCACUCUAGCAACCCUAGUCAUAAGACUGACAGUGACUAAGGCUGCUAAGUGACUAAGACUAGAGGGGCCUUUGAUUACUAAGGGGGUCUUAGUGUCAGCUGCCAAUGGUGAUGACAGUCACAUGUCCUGCUCUCUAAAAGUCGGCGUUUAAAUCAAAUAAAAUUUUAAAGUGAUAGAAUUGAAGUAAGCCCACAACAGCUUCUGUGUACAUGCAGCUAUAUGAUUCUGAAGGUAACCUAAUGAAGAGAGUCCAAUGGAAACUUGGUGAGAGCUGGAGUGGGGGCUGCGGGGGCUGGGGGGGGGCACUGUCAGCCGUGGCGAGGACAUCCAGAAACAAAGCAGAAGUGCUCUGUGUUUUGUCAGCCGUGUUGAAAUGCCGAUGUCCCACCUCCUCUCUCAUCGCUCUACUGUGACGCUUACUGGCGACUUACGGACUGUGGAGGGGCCUGGAGCCCGUGAGGCACCAAGAAGCAGGUGGAAGAAGGAUGCACCUGUCUCCCCCUGCCCCCCCCCCCCACUUCUGUAUCAGGCAUCUUGUGCUGAAAAGGAAAACUGCGGGGAUCGCUGGCUGUUCCAAAGUGUGUGAAAGACGGGGGAGAAAUUUGGGAGGGAGGGGAGCGUUGCAACAUACUGUACUCGUAAGAAAAGUUUGAAAUCAAGUUGUGAUGAAACAGUGUUGUAUCAUGCUGUAAUACAAAUUCUCAGGACAGUCACAUGACACGGCCUUCUGCUUCAGUUCAUUGGUCGGCCAGUCCUGUGCUGCACCAAUGUACCCUGGCCUUGGUCCAAAGCCUCAUUCUUCACACAUCACCGCAUUUCUGCCACCACUGCAAGAGUGAGAUUGGGAGACCUUUUCUGUAGCGUAUGUGGGAUAAAACGCCGUGGAGUAAAGACACAUCAUUUUCUCCUUCAGCAAACGCUUAGAAGUGCAAAGUCUUGUAUCUGUGCCCUGAGUUUUUCUGUUUCUAUUUUUCUGGUUAAGUUAUUUUUUGAUAUGGUCUUGCUAACCAUGCUGGGGCAAGAAGUAGGGAAUAGAAAAAACUUCCAACAAUCUGCUGAAUAUAAAGAAAUUCUGCUUUUGUAUUGCAUAGGAUGUUGCUUUGACUUGGGUGUGUAAUGAGGAAAUAGAUAGUUGUUGACCUGAGAAGGGCUUGUUCCUCCCUCCGCUGUAGCUUUAAUGAAGGUUUAACGACGGCCAGGCUGAUGUGGCGCAGGCCGGUCGGUUGCUUUCACGUUCCUGUGAUUGCCCUGUACAUCCCAAGCAAGAUGACUGUCCAACAAGGAGACACUUUCUCGAAGACAAUACAGAUCAGAUAAAUUACAGAGGUAAUAUGUAGACUUUUAAAUCACUUUAACUUUAAAAGACCUACUGUCAAGGGCGUAGGAGAAAAUUUGAUAUUGGGGGACACAACUUAAUGAUAUAAAUGCAAAGGUCUGUAUUUGGGGUGGGGACAAAUGAAAUAUUUAAUAAAUAAAUAUUGUCAUUUAAUUCCUGAUAAAUCUAAUUUGAAAUCCCCCAAAGAAUAACUUUUCCAAAACAAACAGGAUAUAUGCUCUGCAAUAACACAAAUUAUAUUUAUUUCUUACUGCAUAUUUUCCCCGUAUGUAGCUUAACGUUUAACGUUAUUAGCUGCUUUUUAAUUGUGCAAACAGCAAAGCUUGAUGAUGUUUAUGUCAAAGUUAGCUACAAAAACCAAAAGGUCGGACCAACUCUACUUAAAUCUACUGAAAUGGAUACAUUUUUUCAUUAUAUACAUACAGGCCUGUAGGUGUUGAAAAAAUGUUGCUGUUAAAUACCUUUGGCUUGCCUUGUUUAACAAGCCGGCCCUCUGCAGAGAUGUGUAGCACUCUAAAGACAGUCAUCAGCCUUCUAGUGAAAACUGGAGGUUUAUAUUAUAUUUUGAGCUUAAAGAUUGUGUGUGCAAAAAAAAAAAUGGAAUGUGUCUUGUUAGUAUAUUGACAGUAUAUGGCUGAAAAUGCAGUUGUUAAUAUUAGAAUUUAGUUUGACGAUAAUGUAUUUUUAUGAAGUCCAGUGUUUUUUGGAAAAGAUAUUGUAAUAACAUUGUCGUUGGGAGCUUGUGGGCCCCGGAAUUCAAAAACCUUCUUCAUGCUGCAUCCGCUGGGCCUCUUCUGUCCUGGUUUCGCUCCGGUUUUACGGGGUCCAACCUUCUGGACACUAGACAAGGUCAGAGGCUAAUGUUUGAAAUACUUUGUUGCCUAUUCACUGUUCUUUACAGAUGGAAAUCAUUUUGAGUGUGUGAUUGGUUGCCGCAGUCGUGUCACAUGACGCUUCUAAACAUAUAUCAGGAUGUUGUCUCCACCCACCUUCUGUUUUAUGAAAAUCUCACCUGUGGGUUUUGGCUGAUUAAUAAGAGUUCAAUUUGUCUUCAACCUGCUAUUUUGAAUGAAAAAUAGACUCCCUGAGAUGCCAUUGUUUGUGUUUAUUCAUAUUAAAAUGCAGUUGCCUUUUCAGUCGAUUUGUGAUUUUCAAAAGUGUUUUGCUCAUGCUGCUAAAUCUAUGUAUUAGAAUCAUGUGAUUCCAUGUUUUCCUGCAGUUUUGUAUGUUGUUUAAUGACGUGUUCAUGAUGUAUUGGAAAACGCAAUGGGGAUUUUCUAUGGGCUCCCAUUGUGUAGUAUUCACAGAUUCUGGUGGGGAUAGAGCUUCUGGCAUAAGUGUCAGAAAUGGUGGUAAAUGUUAUGCAUUUCCUACCUUUCCUGCCUCUCACAUCCUCCUGGGGGGAUGAGGGAAGGUGGUCAGACUAUCAAACUAUGCCUGCGACUAUCCUCUGGUGGCAAGCUAAAAAGCAGGAACGGGGAGACGAGGAAGCAGACCAAAGCAAGACAUGAAGCGCGCUCUGUAGGCUGGAGCUGAAUGGCCGCCUUUGUGGCACCCCGACAAAGACAGGCGGCCUGACUGCAGCAGAACCCGGCUGCGUUUGUUUCCCUGGGGGUGUUAGGGUCUGAAAGGGAGCCCCAAGUGCUACACCCGCCAUUCAGAUGGCGCGCAGUUACAGCUCUUUGCAUCUCUCUGCUCCCCACUGCUUGCUCGUGGUCCUUAGCAUACAGGAUUGUCACCGUGUCGGUGUGCGAAUCUCAGACUGACAGCCUGUCACUGCUGCCGUCGUCUCCAGAGCACCUCUCCAGUGCGUACCGCUUAAUUCUCUGUAAGACAUUGCUCUUUGCUUUUCUGUUUUGGAGAGCUCCAUGUUUGUUCACGUUUGACGUCUGUAUAAUUUGUACAUAAUAAAUCUGCUUUUGUGUUUUUUAUAAAUAUAUUUGCUUUAUCAUACAUGACGUAAAUUGUUUCUUUGUCCAGCCAGCCAGUAGUGACAUUCACAUUCUUUUGUGGUAAUGACAUAUUUCCCUGAAUAACCUAAGUUCUUUCGGCUGACAGUUAAAUGUCUGUUUCAGUGUUUGUUCUUCCAUUGAAGGACUUACUAGUCAGAGCUGGAACAUUAAUAAAAUUUGCAUGUCCAAAUGAAGUCCA